This is a messenger RNA of Dissoconium aciculare CBS 342.82, 2137 nucleotides long. RefSeq lists its product as uncharacterized. The transcript is spliced from 3 exons. Lineage: Eukaryota; Fungi; Ascomycota; Dothideomycetes; Mycosphaerellales; Dissoconiaceae. The record is from RefSeq and is a predicted model, not a curated record. The coding region runs from base 139 to 1824 and encodes 561 amino acids.
CGAUGCCAAUCAUGGGGACACUCUUCUAUCAUACUCACUUAAUUGUUCAUAAUAUAGAAAUCUGCACGACCCAGAUCAUACCCAAGCAGCUCGUCUUUGGUAAAAAUAUCGGCAACAGCUUCUGCUGAGACAACAGGCAUGAGUGGAUAUAUUGUCUACUAUUUCAAUGGGCGCUAUUACAUGUACCAAAAUCAAGACGAGGAUCACUUUCCGGACUGUCUCGGUUUGGCUCUCAUCAAAGACAUCCCCAGAAACAACGAUGAUUACAACAUUUGGCUCGCCGAGACAAGAAAGGAUUUUGCAUUGGUUGAGCAGGAUAUACACGCGAUAUAUAAUCUCGAAAAGGCCAAGGCAGCCAAACUUUACAAGCGCCCAAAACUACGUCCUGAUCGAGGCUUGAACUCACUAAGUUCCACUCUCGGGCUGUACCGAUCUCCCACACCGUUCACGCCGCAGGGCCAAGACGAUGAUUGGAUUUAUCUAUUGAAUCUUGAAAACGAGGAAUUUGUGAUUUGCGGGAAUGGAAGCCGGUACCGUUUCGCUUUGAACGACAUUGAUCGGGCGUUCUGCAGGCAAUUUUGCGAAUACAACACAAAAGUUCCCUCAAGUGAAUUAUUCCUAGGCAUCGACACGGAACAUGCCAUUCUAGCAUGCCUCGACUUACAUGAUUACUCGUUCGAGCAGGAGGACCUCAGCUUCUUCAGCGACACUUUACAUACAAAUCGACUUCGUCGAGGAGUACAGUCGGGCAUAAAGUUUACGCAGGCCAUUUACACAAUGUGGAGUGGAAGCCCCAAGAUUCUCUCCAUCAUAGAACGACGCGUUUCAGUUCGGGAUAAAGCUUUUCGGGAGGCAUGCUAUGUUGUGCUCUGCCUGGCUCUCGCACUUCCAAAGGAUGGAUAUAGGUCACUUUACACGACUAUAUCGUUUUCAGACUGUGCUCCAGACGGACUGUUUGACGGAAGAUUUCUUGGGAAGCAACGCGACGGGCUGAUCACGACGAUGGGCUCCCCAUGGAAUGUAGAACAGGGUCCAACAUGGCUAUGUCCUGAAAAGUUCAUUUUCAAAGCCAGAAAUCUUCGCGUUUUGCCGUGUCCUGGAAUCGAGUAUCCGCGCGUUGCAAAAGUGGCCCUGGCAUACAUGGUCGAGCAUGCAAGAGAUAGGCGCAUCUAUCCAUUCUACGGUGUUAUUUUGAGCAUCAAGAUGGUCAUCUUGAUCAAGGUAGAGCAUCAAACCGUUCGAACUUCGGGUCCAUUUCCUUUCGAGGUUGAUGGAACGGCUUUUGGUUCCGAGCGUGAAGUAAGCGGAUUCGUCGCGUUGGUAGCAUUUAAUGAAUCAGCUGAACUCGACAGGCUUGCAAAACAUUCCCCCCGCUCAGUCCCAACAGCCAUAAUGCCAAGCUCGGGAUCGAUACCUAUACUACCAACGGAAGUCUGGGAUUAUAUCAUAGGAAUGACUGACGCGGCAACACAAGCAGCGUGUCUCCGAGUUUCGCGGGGGAUGCGUGCCUCCGCGCAAGAAUAUUGCUACUUGUUUGACGACCGGCAGGUUGUCGUCCGUGACAUUGUUGGUCCUCGCCAGGAAUGGAUGCUCAAUACUGUUGAAUUUGCCCCACAGGAUCUUUCCGACAAGCCAUACGCCCGGAUGUUUGGGAAAUACUACAUGUGUCGUUGUCAGAUGCCCGAUAGAUCUGACGAAGAGGAUUCGAGGGUAAUAGACUUUGGAAGGUGGAUUCCGACUAUCAGCUCAACCCUGGGCUCUUCUGGUCCCCCUAUGUUUACUGUGCUGCCGGAGGCUGCCUUCAGACUGCUGAGUGCUGAUUAAUCUUUUACCUGAGCCCAUUUAAGAUAGAAUACCGUAGAGAUUGCAUCAGAAAGUGUCGUGAUUGCCAAACUUUUGCAGCUUGUUUGGGGGACAAGAGCCUGCAUUCGAAUUUUCAUUUUCCGAAGAAUCUCUUCAGAGUGUCUGGUGGUAGCAAGGAUGCGACUGAGGUCGCCCAGCAGGUAAAUCAACUCUCGAAAGAGACUGGCAUGCAUCGACUAGCUUGUUGAGCUACUCUAAACAAUGUCUCAAAGUGAGGAUGAGCCUCGCUUUCGGAUAUAUACGUUCAAUAAGUCGAUAGACCCGAGUGAUCUGG